Rotaria sordida is the source of this 696-nucleotide messenger RNA. The record is from the annotation of a GenBank genome assembly. Lineage: Eukaryota; Metazoa; Rotifera; Eurotatoria; Philodinida; Philodinidae.
AUGAAUAAAAAUGGGUUAGGUUUCGAAAUUUGUGAAGUUUGUCAAUUUAAAUAUAUUAUUGAAUUAGUAGUUACUCGUGAUAUAACAUUAAUUAUUUUAUUAAUUCAAGCAAUCAUCAUUGGAAUGACAUUUAUAUUACAAGCUGCUGAUAAGAAAAGUCAUGGUAUUAAAAAUUUAUAUCCAGAUUCGAUGAGUGCAUUUGGUGUUUAUUAUUUAAACAGCUUAAUAUUACUAUUUGCUCUAUUAGGAUUAUUUGGUUUCAUUGCUCUUUGCUGUGGAUUGGUAAACAAUAAUGAUGAUAAUAGAUGUGAUUGUGAUUGUGCUCGUUAUCCAUGUAUAUGUAUAAGUCUAGAUUGUAAUGGUUGUGAAGAAAAUGAUAAUUGUGAUGGAAAGGGUGCUGAUGCAAUAGUGAUAGUUAUUGUGUUGAUAUUUGCAAUUAUUGGAGUAUUUGUCGGUAUUAUGCUCAGUGUCAUGGUUAUACGAGAAACAAUGAAACGUCAUACCAAGAAAUUAUGGUUAAGACAGGAAGCUAAAAAAUAUGUUGUCAAAGAUUUUCAAGGAAGAAGAAAUGAAUUACUAAACAUGACAUCUCGAUAUCGUUAUACAAACUUGCCAAUGGAUCAAACAACUCAUCGUGAUAAAAGUGAGAUAACGCCAUCAGCACCGAUUGAAUUAUUACAAGUAUCUACGCAAUGA